AUGUCCCCUAUAAGAACUCUCGACGAUGAUCGUGAUCGUAAUGCUGAAGACAAAAACAUGACGACGAUAACUGGUGGACCAGGCCUGAAUAUAACGACAGCAAAAGCUACUGUUGCUGUUGUAAAUAUCGAUACGAAAACUGAUAAUAUUCCAAAUGAUAAUCUUUCGGGAAUGACAAUUCACCAAGCAGCACAGCAAGGGAAUCUACAUAUAACAAAGCACAUGAUUGAAAAUGGACAAGCAGAAGCAACCCUUCGAGAUUCCCAAAAUAUAACACCCUUGCAUUGGGCCGCCAUCAAUAAUCAUGUGGUAGUGGCUAAAUACUUGAUUGAUAAUGGAGCAGAAGUAGAUGCUUUUGGCGGGGAUUUGGUUGCCACACCAUUGCACUGGGCGGCAAGGAAUGGUCAUUUACCUACUGUGACACUUUUAAUCAAUCAUGGAGCAGAUCCUAAUUUACGGGAUUCACAAGGAUUUAAUGGAUUACAUCUUGCUACACAUUCUUCUAAUUCAAUGUUAGUUUUGUAUUUGAUUUUUCAAGAUAUGGAUAUCGAUACACCGGAUACACUUCAACAUACACCUUUAAUGUGGGCAGCUUAUCAGGGUGAUCCAAUAACUACAGAAUUAUUUAUUCGGCUUGGAGCUGACGUUAAUAAAGUAGAUUCAACACGAUUUACACCUUUACAUUGGGCGGUCAUUAAAGGGCAUCCAUUGUGUAUAAGAAAAUUAAUAGAAAGUGGUUCAGAUAUAAAUGCUAAAGAAGAUAAUGGAAAAACGCCAGCUGAUAUCGCGCAGGAAAUGAAAUCUGACAAAGUUUGGGAAAGAUCUUUGAGCGAAGCAGGAAGAAAAAAUGAUGGAAAAAGAAAAUUAUAUUUGUUUGAAAAGAAAACUGCCUUCGCAAUUAUAUAUUUGAUACCAUUUUUUACUCUUUUUGCCGGACUCCAAACACUUUCUCAUUAUUCUUGGUUAAUUGGUUUACCUUUGGCCGUUGCUGAAUUUUUUGCAUUUCACAUGUUAAUAAUGAAAGUUCUUAUACGAGCAAAAUUACCUGAUGCAUUGAUGAGAACUCCAUAUUUCACUAGUUUAUUUCAAGCAAGUGCAUUCUGGGUUGGAGUUACCUGGAUAUAUAAAAUUUUGCUCGCUGUAUUGGCUGAUCCUGGAUUUGUUCCGAAAUUACGUUCUCGUGAAGAAGAGAAACAGUUAGUAAUAGAUCUUGCUAACAAAGGAAUGUUAGAUACAAGACAUUAUUCUAAUUUAUUAUUAAAUAGAUUAAGAAACCACUUCGUUCAAAGCAUUGCAAAAUUUGUGAUAGAUGUGUGGCCCGUUUUGAUCAAUUUCUUAACCUCAGCUCCUAAAUAUGAAUGGGAUCCAUCACAAAAAUGUCUUUUAAAUGAUACUCUAUGUGGAUUCUUUCAGUUUGACACAUGGACAGCUUCUUUAUGUGUUUGGCUUGGAUUACAACUCACUUGGUCCGUAGGAUUAUUAUGCAUGCAAAGUUAUCAAAUUUCUUCGGCCAAAACCACCAACGAAAUGGCAAAUUUUCAUCGAUAUUCGUAUUUUGGAAAUCGAACCGGAGGAAAUGUUCGAGAACAAAUUAUGGCUACAUUGGCUGCAGGUCCCGGUGCAGGGGGAGCAGCUCAAGUAGGAGAUGCUAGUGGGGAUGACAUGAGUACACUUGAUGGAACUGAUGAUGGUUUCGGUGAUCAUGCUCCACAUAAUCAUAAUUCUUCAGGAUUGCUUAGAAUGUUUGGUGGACGAGACAGAUUACAUCGAAGAAGUAACAGUUCACGUAGUCACACUAAUGGAAAUCCAUUCGAUUUUGGAUGUUGGAACAAUUGUGUUGAUUUUUGGUCACAAGGUCAAGGUGGAAUGCUACAAAACGUUGAUUGGUAUGGACUUUAUGAUGUUCCUCUUGUCGAAAGACGUGGUAAUUCUACGUCGCGAAGAAAUGGAGGUUAUAUGGCCUUAAGAAGAGAUGAAGAAAGUGUAUAA
This is a messenger RNA of Diversispora eburnea, 1989 nucleotides long. The record is from the annotation of a GenBank genome assembly. NCBI's taxonomy places the organism in Eukaryota, Fungi, Glomeromycota, Glomeromycetes, Diversisporales, Diversisporaceae.